This is a messenger RNA of Cinara cedri, 12726 nucleotides long. The record is from the annotation of a GenBank genome assembly. NCBI's taxonomy places the organism in Eukaryota, Metazoa, Arthropoda, Insecta, Hemiptera, Aphididae.
AAAAUUAUAAUAUUUCAAAGACAUCAAAAUUUGUAUAUAUACAUUUUAUUAUUAUUGUAGGAUAAAAAUUAUCAAAAAACCUCCAUGGCCAUCGAAAAACACAGGAAUGAGAAACUGAGUAUUGUUAGGAAAGGUCCUACAAAUUUACGAAAACCAAAAUUUUAUACUGGUCCAAAAAGUAAAAAUUUUUAUAAAAAAAAAAAUUAAUUAACUUGGUUGUUUUUAAGCAAAUGUAAAAAUUGUAUUAUGAACAUUUUAUAAAUAAACAUUAAUACAAUAUUAUUAUUAUUUCUGUUUAUUUUUUAGCAUCUGGUAAAUGCUCCUUGCGUAAAUUAUACAUCUUUGUGAUUUUGUACAUAACUAUAUCAACAAUCCAAAAGCAAAUAAAAACACCACUUAUGUUGCAUAAAAAUUGGGUGAUCAAAUGUCCUAAUAAUCUAAAAAUACAAAAUAUUUAAAAUUAUUAGAAGAGCAAACAUAUUUUAAAAUUGCAAAUACAUUUUUUUACAAUAACCAUUUUUCAAUUAAUUUAUGUGCUAGUGUAAUUAAUUAAAUUUAAUUCUAGAUAAAAAAAAAAAAGGUCUUAAACCACAAUAUAUUUUAUUAUUUCAACAUUAACUCAUUUACACUCUAUUAUCUCUCAGUGCUUUAUCUCAAAUAUUGGAUAUUGAUUUUAGAGCAGUACUAGCUCAUUUCUACAGAAAAUCUUGCCUAAGUUUUUAUUUUAUUAUUUAAAAAUAAUUAAUAUUUUUUAAAAAAUAGAUAUAAUAAUAUAUUAAAUUUAACUAGAUUACUUAUCUUCCAAAUAUGAAAGUUAAUGUUACAAAUUAUAAAAAUGAUUAUUGUGUUAAAAAAAAAAAAAACAAUUCACUUACUUUGGCUUUUCUGUAAAUUUCACCAUAAUGGGUGAGAACUCGUAGCUAAAAAAUAUUCCUGGCAUUCCAGAGGUACCUCUAUCAAAUGCGAUAACCUAUUCAAAAAAUAAAUUUAGAAAUAAGUUAGUUCACAGUAAUAAUAUCAACAAGUACAGAUUAACAAACUAGGACUGAGAUCCUACAAGUGACAAUCAACAUUAUAUAUUAUUGGACAAACCUAUGGAAAAUAAAAAAUAAUGAAGACAAGUUGGUGCACAUUAACUACACCCUACAUAAAACCAUAUGCAUCUCAAUCACCCUAAAUCAACAGAUGAUAAAAUGAAUUAGCAAAAUAUGCAGAAAUGCAGCUUGAUUCAACUAGAAAUAUCAAGUAAAGAAAAAAAGUUGCAAAUCAAAUAAAAAUUACACAAACUGUACUGGCUAGUUGCAUAACACUCUGAGCUAGACCUAACAAUCUCUUGUGUUUAUUGCUUUAAAGCAAUUUAAAAAAAAAGUGUUAGUUGAUAAAAAACAAUUUUUUUUUACUAUUAAAUAAUUAAUGCAUAAAUGCAGUUAAGAGGACAUUAUCCCUGUAUCCAUCUACUGUCUAAGUCCAAGUACAUAACAUGAGGAUAUGGCACAGGGUUUUUGUAUUAUUAAACAUAUACAGCUCAAAACAAAUGUUUUUAUUUAUUGGUUUUUUUUUUUUUUUAAAUAACUGACUUUUUUAAUAGUUCAUAAUUCAAAAAUCAUUGAUAAAAUUUUCUCAAAAAUAUUGUUCUCUAUAAAUUUCAUAAUAGGUACUUUUAUUCUAAAAUCAAAAUUAGGUUAGUUUUAUUUAUUGUGCGUAAACAUUUUUUAUGUAUGUUACCCAGUAGUUGGACUGAAACAGUAGAUGCCAGCAAAACGUCCUCAAUAGAAAAAUUAUUAUUAAAUACAUUGUAUAAUAUUUUUUUGUAUGUAAAAGUAUGCAGGGUCUUUUUAAUUUCAAGUAGUAAUGACAUUUUACAUAAAAUACUUUUUUGUAAACAUUAUAUUGUUAAAUUGUUGUUAUUUUUCGGGAUGAAACCUAUCUAUAAAAUAGAUGAAGUUUUAGUUUAUAUACAUUUUGAAGUUUAAUUUUUUUAUUUCCAUCAACCAUUUGACUAUUUAUUCCAUUUUUAAGUUUGGGUAAGGGGCGAGUAGUGGAGUGUCAUGUGGCAUAUAGAGUUUAAAUAAUGCUUCCACUACUCUCCCUUAAUCCAAACUUAAAAGUGUACAAGUUUGACUCUAACAUGAAAUUUAGAAAACCCUCUAGGUACUUAAUUGUAAAAACAAAUUUUAAUGUUAAAUAUAAGAGUUUUAGGAAAUAAUUCUUAUACACUAUUUCAUUUAUAGAUUUCAAAUUCAAAAUAUUCAUUUAAAACUAAAAUUGUGAUUUACCUUGUUGUGUUUAGUCACUGAGAACUGGUUACUAGAAAAUGCGGUCCCAUCUGUUUUUUGAUAUAGUGUUGGCACAAUUUUAAUGUAAUACUGGAACAUUGUUGCACCUAUAUAAAAACAAAAUCUUAUAUUUAUUUGAAAAAAAAAUUGUAUUAUCCUCCUAAAAUCUAUUGAUUAACCUAUAUAAAAAAAAAAACAUUAUUUUUAUAUUAAGCCAGGUAGUUCUUUUUUAAUGAACUAUCUAAGAACACAUCUAUGGAGAAUUUGAGAAAAUUUAAUUUAGUUUUCAUUCAUUAUAAAAUAUUUAAUAGUUAGUAUCCACAAAAACCAAUAUCCUAUAUUAAUUAUCAGAAUGUUAGAUAUUGGGUUUUUUCAAAACAAAUAUUUUCAGAAAACAAUGUGAUUAAAUUUAUUUGGAAUAUGACAAAACCAGAUUUUUAACGGAUAUAUUAGUUAAUUUCUUUAUAAAAUCAUAAUUUUCUAAUUUCAAAUAUCUAAUCAGUUUUAUAUCAUUAGCAAAAUAAAGUUAUAUGAACUCAUUACAACUUGUAUAUUUUAAUAUAUAUUUAAAAUUUGGGACUUAUUCCCCACACUUCAACAUUUUAUUUUGAAAUAGCAAUCAAUAUUUUUAAACUUUCUUUAAGACUUUGUAUUUGAGUUUUAAAAAGGCAUUGGUGGAUAACCAUUUAAAAAUUUAAGAUUAUUGUAUGUUAAUAUAUACAUGUACAUAAAAAGGAUAAAAGAAACAUGAUUUAUUUUUAUUAGUGUUUUAUGGUUUGUUAAACCAUAAAUAAUUGUAAUUUGUUCUGUGAUUACUAUUUCCAAUGAAAAUUAAUCAGUUUAACCAAACUCUUGUUCAUUUCCAUUAAUUAAUUAAUUUAUAGUAAAUUAUUAAUAAUAAAUGUGUAAAUAAAAAAUAAAUAAAUGAAUGAAUGCUUGGAGUAUUAUGAUAAGUGUAUUGUAUAGGUUCUGAAUUCAUCAUCAGGUAUAUCACAAAGUCAAAAUGUAAAAUGUGACUGAAUAUAAAAAAUUAAAUGAAGGAAUACAUAGAAAAAUAAUUAAACAAAUUAGUAAUUUUACAUAGAAAUAAUUAUUUAAAUUGGGCUAUUAUUAGACAUAGAUAUGUUAAGAAAUAAAAAUUAUUUGGUUAUUAUUUACUAUCUAAAAUAUAUUGCUAUAAGAUAUUGUUUUUAAAAUUGGUUUAUACAUUUAAAAUAUUAUUAGAACUUAUUUUCUUUAUUUCAUUGUGUACAUGUAAUUCUUCUAAAACUGAACUAAUGUAAAUGUUAUUUUGGAUAUUUAAUAUCUCUUAAUCUAUAGUUAUUUUCUAAAAUAUGUUUAGUGAAAUUUAAAUUAAAGGCAGGUUGUUUUAAAUUUUAUUUCAGAAAUGUGUGUUUUCUAUAACUGAUUUUACAAUUUCUAUUUGUCUUACCUGUAUAAAAUGUAUUAUAUUUACAUUUAAUAUAUUAUAUACUAGUAUUUUCAAAAGAAAGGGUAUUUUUUGUGAAGUUUUUAGUUUUAUUGUAUGUAUGUUUGAUUAAAUUAUUAUUAGACUAAAAAGCGAUGUUUACAUUAUUUGUAUUAUUGUUCAGAAUUUUAGAGAAUUCGUUAGAUAUAUUAUUUUAAUAUUUUAUACUACAAUAGUUCACAACAUUAUUUGGCGAGUUGUGUAUUAUUUUUUCUUUAAUACUUAUAUGAAUUUUUUUUUUAAUAGUAUUUAAAUUGAAAUUAUGUCUAUGAGCUAUAUUAUAGAUAAUAUUGAUCUUGUGUUGAUAAUUAUAUUUAUUUAAUGGAAUACGUUCAAGCCUAUAAAAUAUUGAAUUAAAAAAUUAUAUUUUUUGAGAAUAAGGGUGAUUAGAAUCAUGUAAUAUAUAGUAUGAUGUAGUACCAUUAUACCAUCAGUUUUUGUCAGAUUUUUGUAAAUACUAAAUUAAAUUUAUUUUUAAUUAUGGAAACUAUAAGAUCUAAGAAACUAAUUUAUAUUUCUAGUGUAAAUUAAAUGAUUUUAUUUAUUUUGUUUAAGUAGUUAACUAAAUUUUCUCAUUGUCUAUUUGAACCUCUUACUAAAAUGAAAGUACCAUCAACAUAUCUAUAAUAUAAUUUUAUAUAUAGAUUAUAUAUUGUGUUGUUAAUAAUAUUAUUUAUUUUAUAAUUAUGCAUAUAAAUUUCAGAUAAAAGAGUACUUAAAGGACAACCCGUAACUAACUCUUAUUUUUGCAACUAUAAUUUAUUAUUAUAUUGGAAAUACUAUGUAUGUAGCUUUCUUAAUCAGUAGAGUAUUUAAGUUUUUGCCAAGGAGAGAAAACUGUACCAUAAAUAUUGUAUGUGUACAUGGGCUAAAUAAAAAAAAAAAAAUGUAUUUUAUAAUUUAUUUAUAUUUGUAAUUUAUAAUUCAAUAAUUUCAAAGCAAAGCAGUUAUUUGUACAAUCUAAUACAAACCUUUACUUAACUGAUUUAUGGCCAGUUCUAUCCUAGGGAUGUAAAAUGAUUGGUUAUAGAGGACAAUGAAGAUAAAUUGUUAACUUUCAAAAGAGAAAUACUGUAAUACAUCUAUGAUCCUAUAUCAUGUUAAAUGAGGAUUACCGAAUGUGAAUUAAUAGAGAAAUGUGUACCAUAUCAAGUAAUUUAUAAGAAGCAAACAUUUAGAAUGAGUCAUACAUGUAUUUAAUGGUAUAUAAUUUUAAAAAAGGCAGGCUCUAACAGACCCAGAAAAAUGAGCACCGGGAUUAAGAUAUAAGUACAUAGAGUGAAAUAAUAAAAGUAGCAAAAACCCAAAAUAAACUAAAGAACCAAGAGAAAAAGACUUCAAUCUGCUCUAAACUUAUCAUUGAAAUUAAUAAAUAGAUAUAGGUAUGUUAUAAAUCUAUUUACAGUUUAGCUAUCUAUCUCUUUUUCAUAAUAUUAAAAUGGGUUGGAUUUGGUUUCAUUUUAACAAAAAUACACUCCUUACUCUGCUUAGAAUUUAAAAUGUUUACAUUUGUUUGAUAUAUUAACUAUAGCUAUCAUCACACCAAAUUUUAUAUUUGUAUAACUAAAGAAUAAUAAAAUUUGAAUUUAAAAAAGAACCAAUACUACUGAUGGAUGUGCAACUGUUGUAGAUACAAGUUUGAAGGUAGGAGAUAUAAAGUUAUAUAAUAUAUAUAUGUUAGCAAUGAUAAUCCUAACAAAAUUGCUAACAAAUUUAUUUAAUUUAAUUACUAACAAAAAAUGAUCCUGAGCAAAGUUUGGUUAUAUGCGUUUUUAAAUGCCGUAAGUAUUAUGAAAACUGCUAGGAAAAUCAAAAGAUAAUCUCCUCAAUGCAACAACUAGAUACAAAAUACAACAAAAAAAAAAAUAGUCUGUUGUCAUUUUUAUUAGAGUAAGAUUUCUGAUACAUCAGAUACUCAGAUACGAAAAAAAAUCAAACAAAAGAUUAAACUAAUUACAUAUCUAUAACUACAUAAAAUAACUAAGUACCUAAAUUAAAUUCCUUCAAAAAUGUACUAUUAUAAUAACUUGUAAAUUUGUGAUAUAAAAUAACUAUCGCAAUUCAGAGAUUAUUUCAGUAUAACAUAAUAUAGAGUUCAAUGAUACAUACAUUUUCAUUUAAGAAUAGUAAAAUAUUAUAAUAUUGUUGCGUUACCAAUAUAAUUGUAGGUAGGUAUCAACCAUAGAUAAAAAUUAGAUUAUUUUUAUUAUUAUUAUAAAAAAAAAAUCCGACCGAGUUGAGUGAUUAUUUCUGUAAAUAUCUAUAACAUUGUAAACCCAAUUUAAAUUGAUUAAAAAUUCAAGAAUCAAAAGAUUGAGCGCUUAUUUUCCACUAUCGUGAUAAUUACUAUCAUUAUCAUCAUGACAAAAUAGAUUGGUAUGCUAGAAGGUUCAGAAUUGCAGAACACCAAUAUAAUAUAAUAUAAUUAUAAUAUAAUAAAUAAUAAUUUUAAAAAAUGGAAAAUGAAUGCCGUCACGUUUGAAAUGGGAGAGCCCGAAUGUUGCGUAUCACAAAGUUGAUAGCAUACCUAUCUAUAUUGUCAUAAUUACCACGAUGCAACCAUAAAAUACAAGACAUAUGAUAGUGUUCUAGUGAAUAGCACGUCUUUUUCGAAAACGGAUAAGAACUAUCUUUGGAAACUCAGCCAUAGUAAUAGACUGGUAACGAAAUAAAUAAAUAGCCACUUCAAAUAAAAUACUACCCGACGUGAUUUUAUGUAACAAUUCAGGGUUUCUUUUCAAUUAAUUUCUCCAUUUCUUUAGGCCGAAGGGAAAAAAAACAAAGGCAUAAUAUUACAAUUAUAAUAGUAGUAUUUAGAAUUUAAAUAUAACAAAUUUAAAAUAUUUAGUAAUAAUUAUGCUUUUGGUCCGUCAUUAUCAUAGAAAAAGAUUAAAUUAUUACUAAUCUUUAUCAUUUACGAAUUAGUGUAAAUCGUGAUAACAGUAGUCAAUUAUUACUGGAGAUAACAUUGUAAAACCACAUUAACCAUAAAAUUAGAAAAAAAGCAAGUAUGACGAUAACAUUGCGGGGACAAGAUAAAAAGAUUUUUUCGUGCACUGCUCAUUUUAGAAUUAAAAAAAAAAAAUGCCAGUUCCUAGCUUUGGAGCAAUUCACCAAAAACCUUCAUGUUAUGACAGAGUAUCAACAUCAUUCAUGUUGGGUGCUACAAUAGGUUUAACAAUUGGAAUGCUAUUUGGAGGUGUAGGAGGCUUAAGGUAAUUAUGCAAUAUUAAUUAUAAAAUAUGUAAUGUGUAUUUCCAAUUUAAUAUUUAAUUUAGGUCUGGGUUAAGAGGCCGAGAACUCAUGGGCACAAUGGCAAAAUCUAUGCUACAGAGUGGUGGAACAUUUGGCACAUUUAUGGGUAUCGGAGCCGCACUUAGAUGUUAAAUGACUAAAUAAUUUAUAUAAUAAUUAAAUUUUUAUGAAGUUUUAAUAAAUCUGAAAUAGCUUCUUUUCAGUUAAUUUUUUGUUUAAAAUUGAAUUUCUUAUACCAAAUGAUUAUAUGUGAUAUACAAACAAUUAUUAGCUAAUAGAAAGCAAUUAUAUGUCAGUUAAAUUAUCUUUUGUUAUGAAAUUAUUUUAAAUGAUUGACUUAUUCUUGCCUAUGGUUGCUUUUCAUCCCAUUUAAUAGUUCAAUACUUUACUAAAUAUGGAUAGCAUUCCAAUAUUUAAUUUAAACAAGAACUAGAAAUUAUCCAAUAUGAGUUAAAUUGUUUUAAAAUGCUUCAAUAUCAAAUUAUUGUAUUACCUUCUGAAGCAAUAGAUUCUGUUAAAUCUAAAGGGUUGUUGCCUUGACUUUGAAUAUGUUUUAAUUUUUGACCAAAUGAUAAAUGUUGUAUGGUAUGUGUUGUAUUGAAUGACGCUGAAGUAAAUGGAUGUACAUCAUGAACUAUAAUAAUAAAAGUAUUUAAAAUCCUUAUUAAUAUAUUAAAAAUUGUUUACUUUACAUAAGUAUUCAUACAAUGAAGAAUUAAUGACUUAAAUUAAGGUUUAUAAAAUAAAUAAAACACACUUAUUACAAUCAAGUUUAGUAAACCAACUAUGCAAAAAUACAAAGGCGAUUUUUAGUUUCAGUAAUAUUUAGCUUAAAUAUCAGGAGCGUCAUUUGAAAGGUGAGCAGGAGUAUGCAUUUGUCCAGACCUACAUUUUAAAGUAGCUGCCAGGUCAACAUUGAUGAACUCUAGAUCCAAACUUAGGCCCGAUAGACCAUAAUAUAACAUACAUUCCAUUAUGAAAAGAUGAACAUGAUUUAUUAGUAAUCUAUGAUAAUAAUUUUUCAGCAUUAAGUUCAUUGAAGGUUAUUUGUAAGAUCAAGUCAAGAUCAUUUAUAUUUAAAUAAUUCAUAUGUUAACAAAAACGAAUAUUUUACUUGAUAUAAAUUGUAAACAAGUAUUAAAUUAUAGUUGGAUGAUAUAGGCAAAAAUAUAAAAUAAGGUGAAUAAACAAUCUUGAAAUCCCUAUAUAAUAAAGCAUAUAUUAAAUGUUUUCUGAAAAUUAAGUGUCUAGACUGGGAGAAAAAAUGGGUACAGCAAGUAGUGAUUAACAAACCAACUGGAAAAUCUCAGCAAUAAUGACAAGAUAGAGUAAAUAAAGAUAUAAAAAUAUGGACAGACUUUGCACAUGGUUGAGUCAUUGUAAGUGAGAAGUGGGAAGGUAGAAGGGAAAUUUAAUGUAUAUCUGUAAGCAAUAAUUCUGAGCAGGGUUCGGUUUGUUGCUUUGCGUCAAUAAUAAUAUAUAUUUAAUAUUAUGGUAAAAUAAUUAUACGUGUAUUAUAUAUUUUCUUUAAUAAUAUCUAUUUAAUAUUAUACCUAUUUUUCUCAUUUAUUGAGAAAACUAGGAAAAUCAAAAAUGACCUAUUUAAAGUACCACCCCAGUCUUUCAGAAAAAGUGCUAUAAUAUAAAAUAACUAUUUAAAAAUUGCUAUCAUUAUAUGUUUGAGUAAAAUUGCUGGUAGAAAUGUUCACAAAAAAUAAAAAUAAAAACAUUGUAAAACCAAUACAUUCCUUUCUCUGCUCAGAAUCUAAAAUAGUAGAUAAAAUGGCAACUUUUGACCACCAUAAAUAGAGGAACUUAAUAGAAGCUACAAAAGACCUCAAUGGCUUUUAAAGCAAUAGGAAAACAAAUCUAGUUUUAAACUUAUUGAGACCAUCAUAAUUAUGUUCUACCCUACCAAAUAUUGAAUUGACAUUCCUAUUGAACAUGAAAUAGCAUAGAAGACUUUUCAAGAAAAUUAACUAUCUAUAUAAUAUCUAAAUUCACAUUAGUUUUAUUUAAACAUUCAUAAAUUAAUUAAUAGUACUGUUGUGAGAUACUCCAGUAAGUACAAUUCCAAAUUAUAACUAUGAGAUGUAUAACACAAUAUUUUAUAAUUUAUUUAUUUAUAUAUUAUACGUGUAUACUUAUACACUUAAUUCUUCAAUUAGUAAAUAAUUAAACUUAAAAUUACCGUGCAUAUGAUUCAAAGAAAAACUUGUUCCUGGAGCUACAUGAAAACUUCCACUAACCUAAAAAUAAGUUUUAAAUAGAUUAUAAUGAUUUUGUUAUUAUUGCUGAAAAGUCUCUUCAAAAAAAAAAAAAAAAUAGGUUCUUCUUAAUAAUUUUUACUUGCUCCUUGUACUUCAACAGUAUUUAAACAUAUUUUCAUUACUGACCCUAUUUACUUGGAGUGAACCAUAAAUCUGACAUCCUUCUUUGAAUGCAUUGUCUGGCAUAUCAUUAUUAAAUGUUUGGUUUUUACAUUGUUCAAUAUUAGAAGGAUGAAAAUCCCAAUUCUUCAUUUUAUAAGCUCUUUUAACAUCAUCACAUGUAUUGCAACACCUAUAAAUAGUGAAUAUAGUUUAACAAAUUUCACAUUUAAUUUUAUGCACAUAUUUCAGUUAUUAAUAACAGUUUUAAAUGUUGUAAUCAUUACAAAAAUUGUUUUACUUACUUAAAUGAAGAACUUUCUGCACCAUAACAACUACCACAAGAAGUUUUAUUUGAUUCUGACUCAUCAGAAUUUAGUUGGGGUUCAAACUAAAAUAUUUAUAUUACACAUACAUGUAUUAUAUACAGUGAUUUUUUUUAUCAUGAACCAGCAAUUAUCAGAGGAUUUUAAGUAAAUUUGAUUUCUGUAUAUUCCAAUCAUUAUGUAAUUGUUUAAGCUUUAUUUUAAAACAAUUUUUAAUUUUUUACCCCUACUCUAUAUACCUUAAAUAAGUGCAUACUUUUGAUUUUUAUAUAGGAACACUUUUCCUUUUUGAACGCAGAUUUGAAUUAAGAUAAUAUUUUUCUAGAAAUUUUGAUAUGUAUUACACUAAUAUCAGAUCAACAGUAUAAAAUUUAGAUGGGAGGAGUAGAUAAGGGUAAUAAAUAAACAGUAAAUCUAAUAUUAAUGUUAUGCAUAUCAAAAUUUCUAGAAAAAUAUUCUCUAAUUAAAUUUGUAUUCAAAAGGAGGGGGUUCCUAUUUGAAAAUCAAAAAAAGAUGCACUUAUUUAAAGUAUACGGAAUAGGGAUAAAAAAUUUAAAAUGGUUUUAAAAUAAAGCUUAAAUGAUUUCAUAAUGAUUAGAAAAAACAGAAAACAAAUUCACUUAAAAAACUCACGAGGUAAUUGAUGGUUCAUGAUAAAAAAAAUCACCUUGUAAAGCUAAUAUAGAUAUGCUAAUUACAACAUUUUCAAAUUCAAUAGAUAACAAAAAACUUACAUUUAUAGUUAAUAACUUACUGUUAAUUUUUUUGUAUUGCUGACCCCUAAAAAUAUAUAAAACAAAUAAAUAGGUAUGCAUAAUUUCAAAAAAAAAAAUUCAUAUUUUGUGAUAUAGACAGGCAGUUUUAAUAUUGGAAUACUUUUUUUUAGUAUAGGGAGGAAGCAGAAUGUAGGCUAAUUAUUCUCAGCACUCAGCAUUAAACAAUACAAAAAUAAAUAAUUAUCACCCUGCUAAUGCAAAAGUUUGUUUGGACAAAUGAGUUUAUAUUUGUUAUCACUUCUCAUUUAAACUACUAAAGUUCAUUAGUUCAUUAUUGUAUUUUUUUAUAAUUAGAUUGAACAUCACUAAAAGAUUUGGAAAAACAGGGACACAUUUUUAUUUUUACAUAUUUUUGAAUUUAAUACAGUUACAUGCAAAGCUGUGCAGGACAGUUAAUAUUAAACAAUAACUUAUAAAUAAAGUGAUUAUCAUUUAAGGGGUAUUCUAUUCCUCCCCCUUGAAUAUUUCCUGAAUCCACCCUUAGGUAUAUAUGAACCUAUUCUUAAGAAGUUUAAAAUUACUGUCAACUUCACUUACUACAAUAUUAUACACAAUGAUAUUCUAUGUAAAAGGAUUCCUAGCAAUGUAUAUGAUUGAUUUUAUAUCUCAUGUUCAGAAAUUUGAUAAUUUAUAAUGAUGUUGGUUACAAAGAUAAGCAAGAUAUAAGAAUGUUAUUUUUAAAUGGAAAUUGGUUUUUACAUUUGUCUAUAACAAUAUUAUUAUAGAUAUACAUGUAUUUAUAACCAACAAAUUGGAUUUUAUCAUAGUCUACUUAUCUGUAACAGAUAAUGUGUCACAUUAUUUGAUUGCAAUGUUUUGCAAUGGAUGCAAAUUGUUUUUUUAAAAAAAAAAAAAAAAACAUAUUUUUUCAAUUAUAAACAAAGUACUAUAACAAAUUAUUUUUCAAAAAAAUAUAAAACAUUAUUAGGUUAAUAUAAAAUGCAAUAUGCUCUUAUGCAUUUAAUACUACAAAUGAAUUAUUUAUGCUUAAUAUAAAACAUUUUUUUAAUAAAUUAAUUUUUUAUAAUCCCAAUAUAAUAAUCUGAAUCUUUAAAUCCCAUUAUAAGCAAAUUCUAAUGUAGCAAAUAUUUACAUUAUUCAUACUGAAAUUUGAGUCUGUUCGAUUUCAUAAAUAUACAACAAACUGAUAAUGAUAUACAAAAUACAUAAAACAAAUUCUUAUUACCAUUAGACUUCUCAGGAUCACUGAUAGGAUGUCCUGUUAAAUUCAAUCUUCUUUUAAAAAUAUCAUGUUCAACUUGAAGGUGUGUUUCUCCUGAGCUAUCUACUGCAUCUAAAGCUAAAUCUACAAAUAACUAAACUUUAGUUUAAAGAAUAUUUCAAUAAAAGUGAAUAAAAAUAAGUACAUACAAUCACAAGAUAUCUUAGGAACAAUUAUAUCAAAAUUGAUUUGUAAUUUUUUAUUUCGAGAUGUAUCAACAAAAAGCUCUUCGGUUGGAGUGUUAUCAAGAUAUUCGACUACAUUUGACACCAUUAAGAAUCCAAUGGUUAAAAAACAAACCAAAGAAACUAAAAACAUAGGUAAAUUAAUUAAUUACUUCAGAAUAAUAAUAAAUAUAUACUAAAAAAAUUAAUUGCAGUAUAUUUUUCGUAUAGAUUUUAAAUACUUUUUGACCAACAAAAAAUUAUAACACACUUAUAAUUAACUAUAGAUAAAAGAUUUAAAAUUAUUAAAUUUAAUUUUUAAUACCUACCCCUUUCUAAAAUAUUUAAACAAUUUGAAUUAAUCUUUUAGAAAAUUGGUAUCAUAAUUAGAGGACUAAAUGCCAAAAAAAAAGCUUACAUAAAAGUAAAUUUGGAAUUUGCUUUCAUGGAUUUUUAAAAAUAUAAUCUGGCUACUUUACACCAAAUCAUAAAACUAUUUAUUAUUCUAAGAAUCCUAAAAACAAUGAUGAUGGAUUUACAGUAGAGAACUAUAAACAUUAUAAUACCAAACAAAUAUGUUUAAAAUAAUUAAUUUUUACCAAAUCCACCCCAUACAGUUUUAAUCUGAACUUCCUCUAAUGGUUUAGCGAAUGCGUCAAUGUGUUUCAGUGAAUUCAUACAAAAAAAACUUUUCUUGGAAGUCAUUUUUUUAAAAUAAAUUUAGAUUUUAAAUUUUAAUAAUGUAAAUACUACAAUAAAAUAUAAUUAAAUUUAUAUACACGUCAACUAUUAAACCAUACAAAUAAAAUUAACAGAAACAAAGUGAACAUUUAAACCUUCAAACAAAAUGUCACAACUUCCACAACUACA